Molecule: messenger RNA, 993 nt
Organism: Caenorhabditis briggsae
Lineage: Eukaryota; Metazoa; Nematoda; Chromadorea; Rhabditida; Rhabditidae
Exons: 1
Coding region: 1-993 (330 amino acids)
Source: RefSeq, a predicted model, not a curated record
AUGAAGUAUCUCGUCUUCGUUGCUCUCUUCGGAUGCACUAACGCCUUCCUCUUCUCGCUUCUCGGCGGAGGUGGCGGCGGUGGCUGCUGUGCCCCACCACCACCACCAUGUGGAGGAGGAUGCGGAGGUGGAGCUCCACCACCACCACCACCAGCUUCAGCUGGUUACGCGGUCGCCCCAGCCGCCUACGCCGCACCACCACCACCACCAGCAGGAGGAUACGCUCAAGCCGGAGGAUUCGGAGGAGCCGGAGGAUACGGAGGAGCCGGUGGAGCCUACCAAGCCCCAGCUAUCGGAGGAGGAGGCUCGUACGCCGGAGCCGGACAAGGAGGAUUCGGAGGAGCCCAACAAGGAGGAUACGCCGGAGCCGGACAAGGAGGAUUCGGAGGAGCCCAACAAGGAGGAUACGCCGGAGCCGGACAAGGAGGAUUCGGUGGAGCCCAACAAGGAGGAUACGCCGGAGCUCAACAAGGACCAAUCGGAGGAGGAGCCGGAGGAUACCAACAAGGACCAGCUGUCGGAGGAGGACAAGGAGGAUACCAAGGAGGACCAGCCCCAGCUGCCGGAGGAUACCAACAAGGAGGAUCCGUCGGAGGAGGAGCCGGAUACCAAGGGCCAGCCCCAGCCGCCGGAGGAUACCAACAACAAGCCCAAGCCGUUGUCUCCGAGGGACAACAAGGUUACCAACAACAGGCCCCACAACAGCCAGCUCCAGCUGCCAGCUACGGAGAGCAAGCCUCAGUCGCUCAACCAGCUCCAGUUGCCUCGUACGGAGAGCAAGCACCAGCUCAGCCAGCUCCAGUCGCCAGCUACGGAGAGCAAGCUCCAGCCCAGACUCAAGAGACCGUUCAACAGACCUUCGAGUCCGCUCCAGCACCAGCUCAGCCAGCCGCCGAGUACGGAGCCCAACAGCCAGCCACCACUGAGCAAGUUGUUGAGACCUCUGCCUCCGGAUACAGAAAGUUCCAUCUUAAGAAGGCUGCUAAGGCUUAG